This is a messenger RNA of Pyrus x bretschneideri (Chinese white pear), 1900 nucleotides long. RefSeq names its product receptor-like cytoplasmic kinase 176. Bases 414 to 1628 code for a protein of 404 amino acids. The transcript has 6 exons. Gene Ontology annotation, molecular function: ATP binding; protein kinase activity. The record is from RefSeq and is a predicted model, not a curated record. Gene Ontology annotation, biological process: protein phosphorylation. NCBI's taxonomy places the organism in Eukaryota, Viridiplantae, Streptophyta, Magnoliopsida, Rosales, Rosaceae.
CCAAGUCAACCGCGUCUGGCUCUGUGUACUUCCCGAAGGUCUACAUAGGCAACCGAAGAAGUUUGUUAGCUUCUCAUCCAAAAAACAAAACCCAAAAAAAGUAAAAGGGAACCAACCCAAAAGCAUCAGUGGUCUAUGCUAUCAGCUACCGCUAGCUAUGGUAUCUGAAAAGUAAAAAGUUGAGAUAUUUUUCGUGUCUGAAUUGCAGUUGGGUUCUUAGUAUUUAUGUUUUUUCUGGGGAAAGAGGAAAACAUCGUGCUGGCAGAUUGAACCCAGAAAACAAAAUCUCAGUCUGCAGGGAAAAGAAGAUCUUUGCUUAUUUUGCUGUUGGGGAUCUUUUAGUUUGGAUUUUUAGGGUUUAUGUUGGAUUUGAAGACCUUGGUGAGAGAGAGAUUUUGGGAAACUUUUGUCUGAUGGGGGUUUGCUGGAGCAACAGAAUCAAGGCUGAAAGUCCUUCCAAUACAGGAUUCAAUUCGAAAAAUGGGAGUGGUUCAAGUAGCAGGGCCUCGUCGACUUCCUUGCCCCUGACUCCUCGGAGCGAGGGUGAGAUCUUACAGUCCACUACUUUGAAGAGUAUCAGCUUCAGUGAGCUCAAAACCGCCACAAGAAACUUCCGUCCUGACAGUGUGCUUGGAGAUGGGGGUUUUGGUUCUGUUUUCAAAGGUUGGAUGGAUGAAAGUUCGCUUAAAGCGUCCAAGGCCGGGACUGGCAUGGUGAUCGCUGUGAAGAAACUCAACCAAGAUGGAUUCCAGGGUCACAAGGAAUGGCUGACAGAAAUCAACUAUCUUGGUGAGCUGCAUCAUCCCAAUCUUGUGAAACUCAUUGGUUAUUGCUUAGAGGAUGAUCACCGGCUCUUGGUUUACGAGUUCAUGCCUAAGGGCAGCAUGGAAAAUCAUCUAUUCAGGAGAAGUUCUCACUUUCAACCACUUUCUUGGAGCCUCCGAAUGACAAUUGCCCUCGGCGCUGCAAAGGGACUUGCCUUUCUCCACAAUGCUGAAAGACAAAUCAUACAUCGUGACUUCAAGUCAUCAAAUAUUCUGCUCGACUCGAACUACAAUGCAAAGCUGUCUGAUUUCGGGUUAGCCAGGGAUGGGCCAACUGGUGACAAGAGCCACGUCUCUACUAGGGUCAUUGGAACCCAGGGAUAUGCUGCUCCGGAGUAUUUAGCCACAGGUCAUCUUACUACCAAGAGUGACAUAUACAGUUUCGGAGUUGUUCUUCUAGAAAUGUUAUCUGGACGACGAGCUAUAGAUAAGAACAGGCCAACUGGAGAACACAAUCUGGUGGAAUGGGCAAAACCAUACCUGAGAAACAAACGCCGAGUUUUUCGUGUCAUUGAUCCUCGCCUUGAAGGUCAGUACUCAGUCAGUCGUUCCCAAAAGGCUGCCGUCCUUGCACUUCAAUGUCUUGCUGUAGAUCCCAAGUACAGACCUGACAUGAAUGAAGUGGUAACCAUACUGGAGGAACUUCAGGACACAAAGGGCAUACCAAAAAGUACACAGAAAGAGCACAAUGCAACUAGUCAAGGCCUUCCUAACGGUGCGCCUGACUCCAGCAAAAGGAGUGUUGACGACGCUCUCAGCGUGACUGCUUAUCCCCGGCCUUCCAGAAACCCACUUUUUGCUUGAAGAGAAAGCUUUCGUGUUGCCCGAGAUAUGGGGAAAGGUGUGAAGUGAAGUCUUGAAUCUUAAUCUUGAGAGUUCAAAUUUGUACAUACCCAAGAAUUGUUCAAGUAGUGUGUAGUGAUUGUGUAUAAUGUCUUCGAGUCUAUUGCCUUAUGGCAUUUUGCGGUGAUUUACUCACAGAAUCACCGACGGUGCAGAAUUCUGUUCUGGUUACUGAAAAAAAGAAACGCAGAAUUGCAACAUGUGUAUGAGAAGUGUGAUUCAGGUUCAGCUCA